Bombus impatiens (common eastern bumble bee) is the source of this 1046-nucleotide messenger RNA. RefSeq lists its product as uncharacterized. Lineage: Eukaryota; Metazoa; Arthropoda; Insecta; Hymenoptera; Apidae. The record is from RefSeq and is a predicted model, not a curated record. The coding region runs from base 1 to 1032 and encodes 343 amino acids. The transcript has 3 exons.
AUGAAUCGAACUGACAAGAGUACGGCGAAGCAAAACGAACUAAUUGCUACUAUUUUCGAACAACUUCAAAGUCUAGCUCACGAGUUUAGAAACUUUGGAAGUAAUAUUGAGCAAAACAUUAACAAAAUAAAAGAAUUUACGGAAACUAGUGAUAAAAACCGGGCCAAGGAAAUACGUGCGGCGGCAUACGACAGCACAAUUACCACCACUCGACACCAGCUAACACCGGACAACGGCAGCGCAGUGGUUAGCGCCUUAGGAGUGAAAUACGACACUGAAACCGACCAGCCACAGAUCAGCACCCACUUAAAAACCGGUGCCGAGAACGUGACAGACGACGGAACCGACGGACCAGACGCUUUACAAAGACCACGAAUUAGUCACGUCACGAUUAGACAAAGAAACGACUGCGGCAAACAACAAGGCCUCCAAGCAGGAGAGGCCAUACGAACUAUUGAGACACUACGGGGUCAAGACGACGUAGGUGUUGAAGAUUUUAUCAGUCCCCAAACAAUUAGUACCAACUACUGCAGGAACAAAUUGAAAAAUUUAAAACAAGGAACAACAGAAAGCGUACAAUCCUUCAACUCCAGAUUUCGACGACAGCUCAAUGAGUUAAAUUAUGCAGUUCAACACGAAAACCGCGAGCCGAUUGAACGACGCGUAGCUUUGGAUAUUGACGAACGCGAAGCAGUAAAGACAUAUUUGCUCAAUUUACGAUACGAAAUAGGACAGGUGUUAUUAGCUAGCGAUCCGAAAAACCUGAACCUCGCCCAACAAUUAGCAGCCGAUAAAGAACAAUGGUUGCGAGAAGCAAAUCGUGUCUCCCACCGCCCAAAAAAUCAAUUUAAUAACACUACGCACGUAUUUAAACGAAGUGCUACCAAUCUACAGCCACAAACUUUUAGCCGACCAUCAAGUGACCGAAUGAAAUUAAAUUGUUCCAAGUGCUCUCGAAUCGGACACACAGCCGAGAUGUGCUCUCUCGAAAUUUUCCAUUCGGCAACCAAGGAACGACCUCACCUCGAGUAAACCAAACAACGGAG